AGCAAGGGCGGCAGUCCCCCGAGUUUCGCCGCGCCGCCACCCAUCUCUGUCUCUCCCCAUUCUCUUCUUUCUUUCCCCCUUCCCCAUCCGACGAGCGCCGCCGCAAGGGCCGAAGCCCACCGGCCACGCCCACGUAUUUUCCACCGGCCGUGGAGCAGCGCACACGGCCGGGGGGCGCAGGCGCACAGGAGGACCACGGACGGCGCGCGGCGGAGCAAGACGCCGCCGACGGUCGGCAAGCCGCGAGUACCGGACUGGAGGAGUCCACAGGUUGAUAUCUGAGAGCAAGUUUGCAUGGCAUCUUCUGAAACCAGCGCCGCACCGGCAGCACGGAGCUCAGAUGUGGCUGGACAUUCAACUCCAGAUGCCACACCGGACACUAGUGCUGAAGAAGCAUCACAAGGUGCCACUGAUGGGUCUGUCAGAGUUGGCAAUAAGAGAAGAAAGCUUCCAUCAUUGAGGUAAUAUCACUGGCAGUCAUGUAACUUGCGUUGGAUGUUCAGUUUGGUGCUAAAACUUUAAAAAUACGGAUUUGUAGUCAUCUAACUUGCUGUGUGAUGCAAAUACGGUGCUUUUGUAUUGUAUCCGGCGUACAACUUCCUACAUGGCAUGCCAGUAUGGGAGUGGCCCACAUGUCAGUGGCUGCAAUAUAUUUUUUCUGAUAACUCCAUGGAUUUUUUAUGUGUUAAUGAACAGUAUAUAUAUAUAUAUAUAUAUAUAUAUAUAUAUAUAGUAAAAGUAGGAGGCGGAGAGAUAUGUAAGUAAUAAAAUUAUGUUCAAAUAUUGGUGUGUUAGAGUAUUAUGCAUACAAACAAUCCUUUGUGAAUAAAACAUUUGAAUAUAAACCUGUGUAUUAUAUUAGGCAUGACUGUAUAUUCAUAUCAAAAGUUUAAAUUUUUAAUUAUGAAUAUCUAUACGAACAUGAAACUAUACAAAUGUGCAUACAAUUAUUGAAUUGUUCAUACAAUUCGAAUAGUAUUUUUGAAUUGCAAUUUUACAAGUAUUUGUAUUAUUCUAAAUUAUACAAACAUUUUUGUAAUUAAUAAAUAUUUUUUAAAUAAUAUAUUAACAGUUCUGAAAGAAAUUUAUUUCAUUUCUAUUUACAAUAUUUAUAACACGUGAAUUUUAAACAUUAUUUACUACUGAGAUCAUAAUUUACAUACAACAUUCAAAAAAAAAGUCGAAGGUGCAUAAUGGGCUGCACUGAUCAUAUUUCAUUAGAGUUGACAGACCCACGUGUUACAAGAGAAGGAAUACAAGAUUUAGUUAUCCCUUCCAUAGAUGACAUUGUUUCUGGUGGUUACAGCGUGUGCGCGUCUUUUGUUGGCCGUUGGUUCGAAUCCUCCCGGCUUGUAUUUAUCUUUUAUACUCACCUAGGCUUUUUUGCGUUAUUAAAAAAAUCCAGGGAGUUGUCCGAAAAAAUGUACUCUUUAUUUUUUACGCCGGACACAUUAGAAAGCACCGUAUUUGCACCAUACAACAAGUUGAAUGACCAUAAAUCCGUAUUUUUAAAGUUUAAACACUAAACUGAACAUCCAGCGUAAGUUCUAUGACUGCUAGUGAUAUUACCUCUCCAUCAUUCAUAUGGAGCGAUUUCGAGAAACUGUUUGUCGAUGGGGAAUGGAAAGCCGAGUGCAUCUAUUGUGCCGAAAUUCUUCCUGCAGAAGCUGCAGGUGGCACGUCACACCUGGAGGACCACCUGAUGUCGUGUGCUGAUUGGCAUGCACUGGCAGCCCCACAGGAAUCAAGGUUGUCAAAGGCUUUUGACGGCGGGGAAGCCGAUUGGGAGGAUAUUCUGUUUGAUCAAGAGGUUGCCAGGAAACAUCUUGCGAUGAUGAUCUGUGCUCAUGAUUACCCUCUGUCUAUCGUCAAUCAUGCGGGUUUUCGGAAACUGUGUUACGCAUUACAACCAAUGUUUCAGAUGGUAUCAAGAAAUGACAUUAGAAAAGAUAUUUUGGGUACGCAUGCGGCCGAGAAGGAUAAGAUGGUGAAGUAUUUUGCAGACUUUAAAGGUCGAGUCGCCAUCAGUACAGACAUGUGGACUGCAGAACAUCAGAAGAGAGGUUACAUGGUAGUCACUGCACAUUUCCUUGAUGAAUCUUGGCAACUCAAGAGUUUUAUGUUGAGGUUUGUUUAUGUGCCUUGCCCACAUAAUGCUGCAGUCAUAUGUCAAGCACUGCAUGAGUCCCUUGUUGAGUGGCAUCUCGAGAGAAAGAUAUCGACGGUGACUCUGGACAAUUGUAUACCAAGUGAUGAAGCUAUGGAACAUUUGCCAGAUAAGUUGGAUCUGAAAUCUCUUCUAUUGGAGGGUAUAUAUCUGCAUAUGCGCUGUGGUGCACAUAUGCUUAAUCUGUUUGUGAAAGAUGGCAUGGAUCUCAUGGAGAAGAGUAUAGAACGGGUUUGUGAUAGUGUUGCAUAUUGGUCAGCUACUCCUGGGAGACAUGAUAAAUUUGAAAAAAUGGCACAGACUCUGAACAUUGAAUACAAGGAAAGGUUGUUUCUUGAUUGUAAAACCAGAUGGAAUUCAACAUACAGAAUGCUAACUAUUGCAUUAGAAUACAUUGAGAUUUUUGAAACACUAAAGGAACGCGAGAAAUCAUUUAGUUGUUGUCCAACCAAAGAUGAUUGGAAGUUUGCCAAGGAACUUUGUGUUAGGCUUAAAAUUUACUAUGAUGUCAGCGAGUCAUUUUCAGGCACUAAAUAUGUUACUGCAAAUAUGUUCUUUCGUAAAAUAUGUUGCAUUCAGUUGGCAAUACGGAGAUGGGCUGCUAGUGACAGUGAGCUUGUGCAAACUAUGUCUGAGGAAAUGAAGCGGAAAUUUGACAAAUAUUGGAAAGAUGUACUUGAUCUUAUGUCUGUCGCAACUGUUCUUGAUCCAAGGUACAAGCUUCAUAUGUUGCAAGCUAUUUUUGGUUCUCUCUAUGGAACGGAACAUGCAGCUGUGGAAGUUGCCAAAAUAAGGAAGUUAAUGACUGAUUUGCUGAAACAAUAUCAAGAAGCUGAUGGGUUUGUGGCUACAUCAGAGGCUGUUAGCAGUGCUGCUUCAGGAGCUGGUGGAGAAGAUGACAUUAUGGACAUAUUUGAUCGAUAUAUGUCCUCACGGCCUACUAUCGGUGCUUCUCCAGUGCAGACAGAAUUGGACUUGUACUUGGAAGAGCAAAUUAUCCGUAGAAUGCCAGACGAAGACAUCAUGACUUGGUGGAAGUAUGGGGGUGCAAAGUAUCCUACUUUGCAAAGAAUUGCUCGUGAUAUAUUGCCUAUCCCUGCGUCAGCUGUGAUAUCAGAAUCAGCCUUUAAUACGAAGGGCAGACUGCUUAGUCCACAUCGUGGCCAACUCGCGCCAAGCAUGGUAGAAGCUAUUAUGUGUAUGAAGGCUUGGUCCCGUGCUGACAUGAUUGGGGACGGCAAUUCGACCCUCUGUGCAGUGUUUCAGAGUGUUCUUGAUGAUGAAGAAGAAAUGAUGGAUGACUCUGAAUCUAUGGUAACCGAAGACUAGUCUGCCAAGAGGCGAAGAACCGAAGAUGAUGCCUAGAAGCUACUGUCGUCCUUUUAUUUAUAAAUGAGAAUUGCGAUGCACUUAUGUUUGUCUCGCGGCUGUACUUGUGCUUAUUUGAUGGCGUGCGAUGUCAUUUUGUGAGAAGCCGAGACUGAGAAUUUAUGUGUUUGCCACUUGUGCUUCUUUGCUAUUACCUGAAGUGCUAAAUAUUAGAAUUGAUAUGCUUUUUUCUUUUCUUUUCUUCUGUUUAUUGAG
Triticum urartu is the source of this 3751-nucleotide messenger RNA. RefSeq names its product zinc finger BED domain-containing protein RICESLEEPER 2-like. NCBI's taxonomy places the organism in Eukaryota, Viridiplantae, Streptophyta, Magnoliopsida, Poales, Poaceae. The record is from RefSeq and is a predicted model, not a curated record. Gene Ontology annotation, molecular function: DNA binding; protein dimerization activity.